This is a messenger RNA of Punica granatum (pomegranate), 1135 nucleotides long. NCBI's taxonomy places the organism in Eukaryota, Viridiplantae, Streptophyta, Magnoliopsida, Myrtales, Lythraceae. The record is from RefSeq and is a predicted model, not a curated record.
UAUCGAACCUGCCGGGAAAUAGCAGCAGAUUGUCGAAUUUGAUUGGGAAGAGGCUUCUGCAUUGCAGUCCUCCAAGAAAGGGAUGCAUCUUCUUCUUCCCCGAGCCUCCAUUUCUUCUCUUCUCUUCUCCAGAAACCUCCAUUUAGCCCUCCCGCCGUCUCUGCUCCGAAGGAAAGCUCUCUGUCUGGCAAUGUCGACCGCUGCUGACACAUCGCCUCGGGCUCACUCACUCGCCUUGCCGACUCAGCCCGGUGAACCGGUCCAGAUCGUCGCCGCCCCCGGUGUCUCCGAUUCCCAGUUCAGGAAUGCUAUCGAAUCCUCAUUGUUCAAGCAAUGGCUGAAGAACUUGCAGUGUGAAACAGGGGUCUUGGCCAAUGGUGCUGCCACCUUGAGACAAGUUCUUAUACAGGGAGUGGAUAUGUUCGGAAACAGCAUAGGCUUUCUCAAAUUCAAAGCAGACAUUUUUGAUAAAGAAACUGGGAAAAAGGUUCCAGGUAUAGUCUUCGCACGAGGGCCAGCUGUAGCUGUGCUUGUCCUUUUGGAUUCAGGGGGAGUGACUUAUGCUGUCCUUACCGAACAGGUUAGGGUUCCUGUUGGAAGGUGUAUCUUGGAAUUGCCAGCAGGAAUGCUGGAUGAUGACAAAGGUGAUUUUGUCGGCACAGCUGUUCGUGAGGUCGAAGAAGAGACUGGCAUUCAAUUGAAUCUGGAAGACAUGGUUGACCUCACUGCUUUCCUUGACUCAUCAACGGGAAACCGGAUAUUUCCUUCUCCAGGAGGAUGCGACGAAGAUAUAAGCAUUUUUCUGUACAGAGGGACAGUGGAUGAAGAGAAGAUCAAGCAGCUGCAGGGGAAGGAAACAGGUCUCCGGGACCAUGGAGAGCUCAUCAAGGUUCGGGUGGUCCCCUACGAAAAACUUUGGCGCUCAACUGCUGAUGCCAAAGUUCUGAUGGCCAUUGCGCUCUAUGAGAUGGCCAAGAAAGAUGGCUUACUCCCUCCACUCUAAAAUCAACAUAAAAUUGUGUCCUGCAUAUCGAUGUUAGAAGAACCUGGAGAUGUCAUAGUAUAUGUAUUAACUUGCGAAUAAAGAUUUGGAAUUUGCUGACUUUUAAGUACACAAGAUUGGCUGUUUUUCGUA